This is a messenger RNA of Copidosoma floridanum, 1107 nucleotides long. Its product is annotated as chymotrypsin-2-like. Gene Ontology annotation, molecular function: serine-type endopeptidase activity. NCBI's taxonomy places the organism in Eukaryota, Metazoa, Arthropoda, Insecta, Hymenoptera, Encyrtidae. Gene Ontology annotation, biological process: proteolysis. The record is from RefSeq and is a predicted model, not a curated record.
CUCCAAUGUCACCGCGUUUGGAUUACGAUCCAAAUAUAAAUAUUCCCGUCUAUUGUAGUACCGACUAUCAGUCGACUCGAAGAAACUCCCGAGAUGAAGCUCAUCACUGCUCUAACUCUCUUGUGCGGCGCACUCACCGUCAAUGCAUAUCCGCGUAUCGUCGGAGGAGGCGAUGCUCCAGAUGGAAAGUACCCGUAUCAGGUAUCUCUGAGAGCCCCAUCGUCGCACUCGUGCGGUGGCUCGAUCAUAAACAAACGCUGGAUAUUAACGGCAGCGCAUUGUAUCAGUGGUCGCCCGGCUAACUUCUUCAAGGUACACGCCGGUUCGACCAAACUCGACGAUCCACAGGCCCAAGUGUACCAGUCCGAAAAAGUUGUGUAUCACGAAGGCUACGGCCAGGGCUUGGGUGUCAACGAUGUUGGUCUCAUCCGCGUGAGCCGCGACAUUGACUUUAACGAAAAAGUCCAGCCAAUCCAGCUUGCCAGCGAGGAGUUCACCAAAGUCGACUAUCUAGCAACGCUGACUGGCUGGGGACGGUUGACGGCUGGUGGACGGAUUCCCAACAAUUUGCAGGAGAUCAACUUGAAAGUCAUAGAUAACGUCGCAUGCGCCAAGGGUAUGGGUCAUAAGGUCCAGGACUUCCUCAUCUGCACCCUUACCAAAGCCGGCGAGGGUGCGUGCAACGGUGACUCGGGUGGUCCUCUCGUGGCCGAUGGAGUCCAGAUCGGUAUCGUCUCGUACGGUUACCCAUGUGCGCAUGGAAGACCGGACGUCUACACGAGAGUUCACUUCUUCCUCGACUGGAUCCACAAGCGAGUGACUGCGGAGUGAUACGGAUCUUUGGUUGUUGUAAAAAGAUGUUUGCAUUACGGAGGAAAACGAUUUUGGGCUGUGGAAUAGAACUGAUACGUGGAUAAGUUAAUAAACGUGUGCGAAUCAAUAUUACAUUUCUUUUCAACUCUUUUAUCCAUACAUACACGAAUUCAGUCUUUCAUCGAACCGUUAAACAUGAUUAACAGAAUUGAGAGAGAAAUAAAACCACGUCAGACAAAAUAGUAACAUUUUCUUAUCAUACAACACUGUAAUACAAUAAACUGUUUUUUGAAA